Messenger RNA from Aaosphaeria arxii CBS 175.79, 1140 nucleotides. RefSeq lists its product as uncharacterized. The transcript has 3 exons. NCBI's taxonomy places the organism in Eukaryota, Fungi, Ascomycota, Dothideomycetes, Pleosporales. The coding region runs from base 1 to 1140 and encodes 379 amino acids. The record is from RefSeq and is a predicted model, not a curated record.
AUGAGGGUUUUGGUUGGGCUGUUUGCUGCCUUUUCGGCGGUCACAUAUGCGAAAUUGGUUCGCGACGUAUCGCAUACGGCUUUCGACCAAUUGCUGAAGGACAAUGACCUUGUUCUCACUGCUUUCACAUCGAAAACACUCGAGUCGUUACAGUCGUUCCAAUUGAUGUUCGAGCAAGCGUCAAAGGAUUCAUACACGCCAUUCACGAUCGUAAAUUGCGACGAAGAAGUGGAACUUUGUAGGAAAUACGACGUAAAUGCUUACCCAGCAAUUCGAUUGUUCAAGAAAAGCGCAGAACCGGGGGGUGGAGAAGAAUCAAAUACAGGGGAGCCAGAAGUUGUGCGAUUCCGAGGGAAGAAGACGAAGAGCGCCAUCGAUUCAUUCCUGACAAAACAUGAACUCCCCGCUCUGGCACACGUGGGUCCAAAAGAAUUCACAGACUUCAAAAAGAUAGACGACGUUGUUAUCGUCGGUUACCUUCGACCGGACCAAGACUCGCUGCUCGAAACACUGCGUAGUGUUGCCGAGCGAUAUCAGUUUAAAUAUGUAUUUGGAUACGUAACGGACACUGCGUCUGCAGAUGCAGAGGGUCUCGCGAUGCCGGCUGUAGUCGCGUACAAGAAUCUCGAUGGCGACAGCAGGGUAAUGCAAGGUCACUUUAAGGAGCAAGAUCUCGAAACAUUCCUCGACGGUGUCAGCGAUCUGACUAUCGGAGAGUUCAGUGAGCGGGAGAUUGAGAAUUACAUGGUGAAAGGAAAACUGACCGUCUACCUAUUCAUUCAAGACGACGAUUCAGCAAGGCAGCUGCGUAUAGAGCUCACGCCCCUCGCGAAGAAGUAUGCCCAAUAUGCCAACUUCGCAAUUACAGACGCGAUCGAGUUCGCACCCAUGGCGGUGAACUAUGGCCUCACGGAGAAUGUGUAUCCAUCGCUCGUUGUGCACGCUCCCAUGAACGAUCAUGUAUUCCGAUACCGGCAAGGGAAGAGGAUCGAGACAUUGCGGGUCGAGGACAUGUUGACGACUAUUUUGAGAUCGAAGGCAGCGAACGGUCAAGUGUUUGGUGGAGAUGCGCCAGAUUUGUAUGCGGAGGAGGAAGAGGAGCAUGUUUCUGAGGGGGACGGACGCCAUGAUGAGUUGUAG